ACACAACAAAUCAAAGUAAUAAUAAUCUGAAUUAUAUUUACAUAUAUGCACCCUUUGGUUAAAAACUAAGAAGAAACCAAAAUGGGAAGUUCUACUAAUUUUAAUCCUUGCUACGUUCUCUUACCGUUUUUCCUUGUCCUAGCCGCGAAUGCAACACAUACAAACUUUUUCCUACCAAGGCCACGGACCGGGUAUUACGGUAGUGCAUGCUGGAAUGUAGAAUCGAUAGUGCGGUCCGUGGUCGAGUCUAACUAUCUUGCUAAUCCAGCUAAUGCUCCGGGCAUUUUGCGUAUGCACUUUCACGAUUGUUUCGUCCAAGGCUGUGACGCCUCCGUUCUCCUAGCCGGACCUAACUCCGAGAGAACGGCGAUUCCAAAUCUAUCGUUGAGAGGGUUUAAUGUCAUCGAAGAAGCUAAGACGCAGCUUGAGAUCGCUUGUCCUCGAACUGUCUCUUGUGCUGAUAUUCUCGCACUCGCUGCACGCGACUUCGUCCAUUUGGCCGGUGGACCAUGGUGGCCAGUUCCAUUGGGGCGACUCGAUGGCCGGGUUUCGCUAGCCUCGAAUGUCAUUUUGCCGGGACCUACCGACUCCGUUGCCGUACAGAAGCUGAGGUUCGCCGAAAAAAAUCUUAAUACCCAAGAUCUCGUUGUCCUUGCUGCUGGACACACGAUAGGAACGGCCGGGUGUGUUGUGUUUAGGGACAGGUUCUUCAACUACGACAACACAGGAAGUCCGGACCCAACCAUCGCCCCGAGUUUCGUCCCUCAGAUCCAAGCUCAAUGUCCUCUGAACGGUGACCCCGCGACUCGUGUAGUGCUGGACACGGGAAGUGGAGACCAAUUCGAUACGUCGUACCUUAACAACUUAAGGAACGGUCGAGGUCUCCUCGAGUCUGAUCAGGUCCUAUGGACUAACCCCGAGACCCGACCCAUCGUGGAACGGCUUCUAGGACUACGAUUUCCGUUUCUUAUUUUCGGACUGGAGUUCGCGAGGUCCAUGACCAAGAUGAGUCAGAUCGAGAUCAAGAUUGGUUUGGACGGGGAGAUUCGUAGGGUUUGUUCUGCGGUUAACUGAUUAAAAUAAAAUUAAUUAACCAUU
This is a messenger RNA of Arabidopsis arenosa, 1098 nucleotides long. Lineage: Eukaryota; Viridiplantae; Streptophyta; Magnoliopsida; Brassicales; Brassicaceae. The record is from the annotation of a GenBank genome assembly.